AAACACUUGACAACGCUCAAACGCCGUGCAACAGUCGGCGCGUAAAGUUGCAAUUGCCGUUGCGGAUAUCAGAACAGAAAUUUAGAUCUCGCACUCUUCGCAAAACAAACCCGAAACUAAGCCGAAACAAAAACGAGCACUAUUAAUGCAUUCAAAUAAUUCGGACACUUCAAGUUGAGGUCUAUAAGCAGCCGGACGCGGCAAGUCGCGUCCUUUAGAAUCGGGUUGUGUGAUAUCAUCCCAUGCCAGUUGGGUGCGCCUAUCCUGUCGUGUGACUGUGAAAUGCAAAUGUGCUCUGUGCUUUAACUUUCUGCAAGGUGUUUCUGAAAUCAAUAAGCUACUGAGUCCAGAAACUCAGAGAACCAGUUGCUUUUAAAAAACAAAAACAAGGGGUAACAGCUCCCAAAAGAACACUAUGACCGAUCGCUUUCAGAUCUCAAAGGUGAACGGCACCGCCAACGCCGGAUACGAUGGGGAAUCCGGGCCAACGGCCUCCGAUCAGCCGGAUGCAGCUCAUCCUCCAGCCGGCAAUGAGAAUCAUCUGCAGCCCAAGCCUCCGGGGGAGAGCGGUGAGAAUCGCAGGAGUUCACGCUUAUCCUUCCGCGGCUUUGGGCACUUCCUGCGGAAAUCAGAUGCUGAACGCAAAUUCAGUCUCGCUCAGCUAACAAAGGAGUCCCUACCGCGCCUGGACAACUACCGCAUUUCCAUGCGCAAUCUGAAGCGUCCUUCCAUCGGAGAACUGCAGGGAGAGGCCGCUGAUCAGAGCAUUACCAUACCCGAACCCGAACAAGAGCCAACUGGUGGACACAUCAAGCUGGGAUGGAUAGUCGGCGUCCUGAUACCCUGUCUCCUCAACAUCUGGGGCGUAAUGCUCUUCCUGCGUCUCAGCUGGGUGGUGGCCGAGUCCGGCAUCUUGCAGACGCUUAUUAUAAUUACGGUCUCGGCGGUGGUCUGCGUCAUCACGACGCUUUCGCUGUCAGCCAUUAGCACCAACGGCGAGGUCAAGGGUGGUGGCGUCUACUUCAUCAUAUCCCGUUCGCUGGGUCCCGAGUUCGGGGCGUCCGUGGGCGUGGUGUUUGCCUUCGCCAAUGCCGUCUCUGCCUCAAUGAACACCAUUGGUUUCUGUGAAUCGCUAAAUGGCUUAUUAAAGAGUAAUGGGCUGAAAAUUAUCGACAAUGGAAUCAAUGACAUCCGGAUUGUGGGAUCGGUUACCAUUUUGAUACUCAUCCUGAUUUGCUGCGUGGGCAUGGAGUGGGAAACUAAAGCCCAAAACUUCCUCAUAGUUACCAUUGUACUGGCCAUUUUCAACUUUGUUAUUGGAGCAGCCAUUGGACCAAAUGGAAAUGAAGAGCUAAUCUCAAAGGGAUUUGUGGGCUUGUCAUGGUCCACUUUUAAGGAUAACUUCGGUGCGGAUUAUAGAUACGCUGAAGGCGUGAAUCAUGACUUCUUCAGUGUGUUUGCCAUCUUCUUUCCCAGCGUCACAGGCAUCCAGGCAGGCGCCAAUAUCUGUGGCGAUUUAAAGGACGCCGGAGCCGCUAUACCCAAGGGCACCUUCUGGUCCCUACUGAUUUCAAUGUCCUCGUAUGCUUUGUUUGUGCUCUUCGCCGGUGGUGCCGCUGCGCGAGAUGCCUCUGGUAAUCCUGCCGACCUGGUCAAUGGCAGCAUCAUUCCCUCAGAGCUGCCGUGCAUGGCCGAUGGUAACUGCACAUGGGGUCUCUUCAACUCGUACGAAAUGAUGCAGGAGAUGUCUCUCUGGGGUCCGCUCAUCUACGCCGGAUGUUUUGCCGCCACACUGAGCACGGCACUGACCAAUCUACUGUCUGUGCCCCGACUGGUGCAGGCUUUGGGCAUUGAUCAGAUCUAUCCUGGCCUGAUCUUCUUCUCGAAGCCAUACGGAAAGCACGGAGAACCGUACCGCGGCUACGUGCUCACCUUCUUCAUCUCCACCGGCUUCCUGCUGAUCGGAGAACUGAACCUGAUUGCUCCUCUGAUUUCCACCUUCUACCUGGCUUCUUACGCCCUGAUCAACUUCUGCACAUUCCACGCGGCGUUUGUGAAGCCGUUGGGCUGGCGUCCCACAUUCAAGUACUACAACGCCUGGAUCAGCCUCUUCGGAUUCGCCAUGUGUGUGGCCAUUAUGUUCCUGAUCAACUAUGUGGCCGCCAUCAUUACGUUUGGCAUUAUCUUUGCACUGUAUCUGGUGGUUAUGUACCGAAAACCGGAGGCCAACUGGGGCUCCACCACCCAAGCCCAGCAGUACAAAGCUGCCCUAAUGGCCGUCCACCGGCUUCAGAAUGUAUCCGACCACGUCAAGAACUACCAUCCGCAGGUUCUGGUGCUCUCUGGGGACCCCAAGACCAGGCCUCCUCUAGUCGACUUUGGCUAUUUGCUGACGAAGAACAACUCUCUGAUGUUUGUGGCCAAUAUUAUACCGGUCCGUGUGGGUUACAAAUGUCGUCAGCACUUGGUGAAAGAAGGUCAGAAGUACUUGGACGCCCGCAAGAUCAAGGCAUUCUACAAUGUAAUCGAUGGAUUCAGUUUAGAGGACGGAAUAAACGCUCUAACCAAGUCGACUGGCUUUGGAAAGAUGUCCCCUAAUAUUGUACUUGUGGGGUAUAAGCCGGAUUGGAAUCGCUGCCGUAAGGAGGAGGUGGAGAGCUAUUUUGCCAUAUUAUACAAUGCCUUCUCGCAGCGCAUGGGUGUGGCCCUGCUCCGUCUGCCCAAUGGACUGGACUUUUCGGAACUGAACUCUGAGGUUACCAUGCCGGCCGUUGGAAUGGGUCACAUGCACACGGCAAAUGCUCAAGGAUUCACCAACGAACUGAUGCCUGCCGCCAAUGCUGCCUCAGAGCUGCUCCAUAUCGACUCCAAUCUGAACUUGGCUAGCAUGGAUAGCCCUAAUUCCUCGUUCACAGUGCCCCAGCCUGCUCCGAUGCCCAAUAUGCAGCGCAGUUCCCGCAGCUACAAGGUUAGUGGAUCCGACGAACCGUCAGUGACAUAUCACACCAAGGGCGGCUCCGACAUUCCCCAAAAUCUGCUCGAUGCCAUGACCAUUUUCACGCGCAAACAACCCAAGGGCACCAUUGAUGUCUUCUGGCUUUACGACGAUGGAGGUCUCACCAUUCUCCUGCCCUACAUCAUAUCCAUGCGCUCCCAUUGGCAAAAUUGUAAAUUGAGGGUCUUUGCCAUGUGUCAUGGCAAGGACGAGGAACAAGAGGAAAAGAGCAUGGCGAGUCUGCUGACAAAGUUCCGCAUCAAGUACUCUGAGCUGAUCAUGCUGAAGGGCGUGUCGGAGCAGCCGCGUCCAGAAACCCUGCUGAAGCACAAACGUCUAAUUGAGCCCUUCCGGCGCGGAGUCCGCAACGAGUUUGGCAUCACGGACGAGGAGCUGCUUAGCAUGGCGGAGAAGACGAAUCGACAGUUACGCAUCCAUGAACUAGUGGUUAGCCAUUCGUCCAACGCAUCCCUGGUGGUCAUGUCCCUGCCCAUGCCCCGCAAGGAGGCCAUUUCGGCGCCGCUGUACAUGUCCUGGCUGGAGAUGCUCACUUCGGACAUGAAGUGCCCGGUGGCACUAGCCCGUGGAAACCAAACACCUGUGCUGACACUCUACUCCUAGACUAUUCGUCGCUUCCAGUUCGAGUACAAUUUAGUAUUAUUAGCGUUUAGGUGUUCCGCAAAGUUCUCUGUACAAUAGAGCUCAUCCCAGUUUUGAUGUGGAGGCUUUUAGCCUCGAUUCAACUGACUUCCAGAGUCCAAACUCUAGUUCCAAAAGCGUCCUACUACCUACGUACUCUUUUAUAUAAACGAAGAACUCCUAAACCCUUGAUUAUAGUUCUUUCUAGAGAAACUAGAAAAGUUUUGUGAAAUUUUUUAAAUCUAAUACAAAAGUUUCACAUGCAUUAGCUUUAACUAUUCUGAAUAAAUAUAAACGAAUUAAAUACUAA
Molecule: messenger RNA, 3944 nt
Organism: Drosophila ananassae
Lineage: Eukaryota; Metazoa; Arthropoda; Insecta; Diptera; Drosophilidae
Gene: NKCC
Product: bumetanide-sensitive sodium-(potassium)-chloride cotransporter
Exons: 10
Coding region: 416-3616 (1066 amino acids)
Biological process (GO): sodium ion transmembrane transport; cell volume homeostasis; chloride ion homeostasis
Cellular component (GO): membrane
Molecular function (GO): sodium:potassium:chloride symporter activity
Source: RefSeq, a predicted model, not a curated record